Molecule: messenger RNA, 1094 nt
Organism: Schistosoma margrebowiei
Lineage: Eukaryota; Metazoa; Platyhelminthes; Trematoda; Strigeidida; Schistosomatidae
Source: the annotation of a GenBank genome assembly
GUAACAAAAGUGUACCAAAAAGAAACGGGUGUCUUUUUUUUCUGCAUAAGUGUGAGUACGAUAACAACAGUUCAGAGAAAAUUCUACCUGGAAAAUAUUAUGAAAAGUGAUAUAUAAAACUGACACUUAAUUCAUCACGGUAACAAGAAAAUAUAUAUAUAUAUCAUUAUUAUUGUCGGAAGAUUGACACUUUACUGAAAUUCAUUAUCCUUUUUUCUAUUAACUAAAACAUAUCAUAAGUGUCUAUAUUGAAAACAUUAUGAGCCAGACAAUGAGUCAAUUAUUAUUUAUAGCAUUUAUUAGUGGUUUAAUUAUGCUUAUCCAAUCAGUUCCAUAUCACAGAUCAUCAUCAUCAUUAUCAUUAUCACCGUUUAGAAGGAUAGAUUCAUUGGAAAACUUUAAGAAAUUAUCAAUGACACAAGAUAAUACAAUUGAAACAAUCAUGAAAAAUAAUCAACCAAUAAUGAAAUGGAAUCAACAACCAGGUAAAUUAGAUAAUUUAUUCAUUAUUAAAAAGUCAAUCAAUUAUGCUUUAAAUAAUUAUACUAUUAAACCAACAUUUUAUCAAUAUGUAAAAUCAUGCUGUAAUCGUGAAGUAAUGAGACCAAUGGGUGGUGGACAUAUGACUGGACCAUGUUGUAAACAAUUAAUUAAAUUUAAUCAUUUUAUUUGGUUAUCAUUUCCAUGGUUUAAAAAAACAAUAACAAAAUUUACUACUGAUUAAUAAUCAUACUAAGAGUAGUAUAAUGUUAUCCAAUGGUUACUACUUAGUUAAUUUACAAGAAUUGUGAUUUUUCUUUUUUCAAUAAUAUGUCAAUAUUACAAGAAAUGGAAUAAUUUAGCAUAAUACAAAACAGUGUUCAUUGAACAAAUAUUUAUUUGUACCAUUGAAUGUUAACUUGCAUUUAUUGGAAAAUGUUCCUUUAUACAUUCUAUCUGUUGAAACACGUACAAAAAGGAAGAGAGAGAAGGAGAGAAAGAGCGAACUUCGAAACCCAAAACAAUAAUUCCAUUUACAAUAAUCUUUGUUUGUUUAUUUAUUUUACUCAGUUUCUUAAAUCUGUAGAUUUCUUUUUUGACAUGUUACUUUUCAA